GGAGAGCAGAACACCGGGACACCGGGACACCGAGAUCCCGUCUCUAAGGACAGCGCGACACCGGGAUACCGGGGACACGGGGACAGCGGGGCACCGGGACACCCGAUGAGCAGGGACACGGGGACAGCGGGACGGCAGGACGGCCGGGACAGCGGGAUCCCUUUCCUGGGGACACCGGGACCAGCGGGGACAGUGGACACGGGGACAGUGGGACACCGGGAUCCCUUCCCUGGGACCAGCGGGACACCGGGACCAGCGGGGACACCGGGGACAGUGGGACAGCGGGACCCCUUCCCUGGGGACAGCGGGACACCGGGACACGAGGACACCGGGAUCCGUUCCCUGGGAACACCGGGACCCCUCCCUGGGGACACCCCGAGAUCGCCGAGCCCCCCCGGGGGACACCGGGGACACCGGCACCGCUGCCUUUGGGGACACCCCGCCAGCUCUGACCCCUUGGGGACACCGGGGGCCAGACACUGACCCCGGCCCCGCCCGGGUUGCCCCGUGCCGCCAAUAAAGGCUUUGAACGGCGCCGCCGGCACUGCCGGACCCGAAACCGCCGCGAUUCGCCCCAAAACCGCGAUGGGCGGGGUCUGGCAGGGCUGGCCACGCCUCCCUCCUGCUGAUUGGCUGAAACGCGCGUCCAUCACUCAUCGGUGGGCGGGACAGCCCGCGAGUCGCUCGGUUCGCCGCUGCUGAUUGGCUGAGGGCGGAGGGGCGGCACUUCCGGGAUCGCGGCGGGAGCGCGACGCCGUUCCCGGUUCCGGGCUCCGGUGCGGCCGCCAUGGGCCGCCGCAAGUCGAAGCGAAAGCCGCCGCCGAAGAAGAAGAUGACGGGGACGCUGGAGACGCAGUUCACGUGUCCCUUCUGCAACCACGAGAAGUCCUGCGACGUCAAGAUGGACCGUGCCCGGAACACCGGGGUGAUCUCGUGCACCGUGUGCCUGGAGGAGUUCCAGACCCCCAUCACCUACCUGUCGGAGCCCGUGGACGUUUACAGCGACUGGAUCGACGCCUGCGAAGCCGCCAACCAGUGACACCGGGAGGGUGGCGGGGACACCGCCCGGUCCCCAAAGCCCCGGCGGGGUCGGGGACCCCUCCCGGCCCCGGUGACACCCCCGGAGCCGGUGUGGGGGUGCCAUCUCCCCCUCCCCCAGCAGCUGGCACUUGUCCUUGUCCCCGUGGGGACAUCGGGGCGGGGGGUGACGCGUUUGGGGACAGCGGCCCCGGAAUAAACGCCGCGAGUGGUG
Taeniopygia guttata (zebra finch) is the source of this 1252-nucleotide messenger RNA. RefSeq names its product elongation factor 1 (gene ELOF1). Gene Ontology annotation, biological process: transcription elongation by RNA polymerase II. Lineage: Eukaryota; Metazoa; Chordata; Aves; Passeriformes; Estrildidae. Gene Ontology annotation, molecular function: RNA polymerase II complex binding. Gene Ontology annotation, cellular component: transcription elongation factor complex. The record is from RefSeq and is a predicted model, not a curated record.